AUGAAUGCCGGGGCGCUGCGAAGAGCGCUGCCUCCCAGGCUCGCAUCGCAGGCGCAAGAAUCGACAGCUUUUGCUCGGGCUUCUUUGUCGCAAUGCUUCUCGACAUCCGAAACUCUUGUGCGCCAGCCGCAGCUCCUUAGGCCCCCAAUUGCUGUUCCGCGCUCUCUUCCAGCUUUUACUCCCGCCGCAUUUCAUAGUCUUGCAGGAUCUUUACGGACGACUCCAUCGCACUCUGGCGUUUCAGGCCAAUCACCUCUCGGACAUGGACACAUUUUACAGCUGGCUCGGCAAUUUUCUAGCACUUCGCCUGCUGCACGGGAACUUCGGCCAAAUCCUCAGGAUGCGACUCCGCGAACGGUAGAGCCUGUAAAGCAGGCAAAGGAUGCCGAGAACGAAGAAUUCCAAAAGAGCGAAAAGGCAGCUAAUGCGGCGCAAGUCAACCUAGCUGCUCGGUUAUCGAAAGAAGGAAAGGCCCCGGCAAAAGCUGGCAUGAAGGAAAUCUGGAGACUGCUCUCCAUUGCCAAGCCGGAAGCUCGAUGGCUAGGUUUGGCCUUUUGCUUUCUGGUGGUCUCCUCUGGCGUUACCAUGCUCAUACCGUUUUCCGUUGGACGCAUCUUGGAUAUCUCCACCAAGGGCAGCAUCGAUGACGUUGACAUCUUUGGCCUCUCCUUGAACCAAUUUUUCAUCGCUUUGGGUGGAGUACUGACGCUCGGCGCCAUGACCAGCUUUGGACGAAUCAUUCUGUUGCGUAUCAUUGGAGAGAGAGUUGUCGCCAGACUACGAUCUCAGCUCUACAGACGGACGUAUGUUCAAGAUGCCGAAUUCUUCGAUGCUAAUCGGGUUGGUGAUCUCAUAUCGCGACUUGGGUCUGAUUCGGUCAUUGUUGGCAAGUCAAUUACAUCCAACCUGAGCGACGGUCUUCGAGCAAUCUUCAGUGGCGGCGCCGGAUUUGCAAUCAUGAUCUGGACAAGUGCCAAGCUUACCGGUAUCUUAUGUCUCAUGUUCCCGCCCAUUGCUAUUGGCGCCUUCUUUUACGGACGAGCUAUUCGAAAUGUGAGCAGGGCGAUACAGCAAAAUCUCGGUACCCUGACCAAAAUCGCAGAAGAGCGACUCGGAAACAUCAAGACCAGCCAGGCGUUUGUUGGAGAGGUCCAAGAGGUUGGACGGUACAACAAACAGGUCCGCAAGAUUUUUGCUCUUGGUAAGAAGGAAUCAUACAUUGCCGCAACAUUCUUCUCUUCGACAGGCUGGGCCGGCAACAUGACCCUCCUUGCCAUGCUUGUUGUUGGAGGAAAUCUCGUAAGGUCCGGCGCCAUGUCCUUGGGAGACUUGACCUCUUUCAUGAUGUAUACUGCAUUUGCAGGUUCCAGUCUGUUUGGACUUUCGGGCUUCUACUCGGAGCUUAUGAAGGGUGUUGGCGCUGCGAGCCGUUUAUUCGAACUGCAGGAUCGAAAACCCACCAUUCAUCAGACAGUUGGACUUCCCGUCAAGUCUGCCCAGGGCAACAUCCGAUUUUCCAAUGUUCAUUUUGCUUAUCCUACUCGACCCGCUGUAAACAUUUUCAACGGUUUGGACUUUGAGAUUGCAUCUGGAAGCAACGUCUGCGUCGUUGGUCCGUCUGGAGGCGGCAAAUCUACAGUGGCAUCUUUGCUACUGCGAUUUUACAAUCCUACAAGCGGAUCCAUUACCAUUAACGGCGUUGAUAUCUCGACCAUGAACGUCAAAUCGCUGAGGCGACGAAUCGGUGUUGUGUCUCAGGAGCCUGUUCUGUUCUCUGGCACCAUUGCAGAGAAUAUCGCUUACGGAAAGCCACAUGCAAGCCGCGCGGAAAUCAUCUCUGCUGCUAGGAGAGCCAACUGCACGUUCAUCAGCGAUCUCCCUGAUGGCUUAGAAACCCAGGUUGGCGCCCGUGGAUCGCAGCUCUCUGGUGGUCAAAAGCAGCGUAUUGCCAUUGCCAGGGCACUGCUCAAGGACCCUGAUAUUUUGAUUCUUGACGAGGCCACUUCGGCUCUCGACGCAGAAUCAGAGACAUUGGUCAACGAGGCUCUCGCCAAGCUCCUCGGUGGCAACAACACUACGAUAUCCAUUGCCCACCGACUGUCUACGAUCAAACGGUCUGAUCAAAUCAUCGUCCUGAACAAGGAUGGCAUGGUGGCGGAGAUUGGCAGCUAUGUCCAGCUUGCUGCGGAUAAAGGAAGCGCCUUUAGCAAGCUGAUGGAGUGGCAGAUGAGCGGCGGCGAGAUUCCAGUUAAGCGGCCCUCAACGGAAGCUACAAGCCACAUCACCGAAUUUGAGGAGAUUGAAGAGGAUCUUGCUAAAGACGAGGACCUGGAACGAUUUGUCGAAGACACCGAAGAGGCGAAUCGAGAGAAGUCUGCUCAAUCAACAGAAGAUAAAUCAGGGCGUCCCUGA
This is a messenger RNA of Trichoderma gamsii, 2412 nucleotides long. RefSeq names its product ABC transporter ATP-binding protein. Bases 1 to 2412 code for a protein of 803 amino acids. The record is from RefSeq and is a predicted model, not a curated record. Gene Ontology annotation, molecular function: ABC-type oligopeptide transporter activity; ATP binding; ATP hydrolysis activity. The transcript has a single exon. Gene Ontology annotation, cellular component: membrane. NCBI's taxonomy places the organism in Eukaryota, Fungi, Ascomycota, Sordariomycetes, Hypocreales, Hypocreaceae. Gene Ontology annotation, biological process: transmembrane transport.